Messenger RNA from Syngnathoides biaculeatus (alligator pipefish), 4845 nucleotides. Its product is annotated as G-protein coupled receptor 61-like. Gene Ontology annotation, cellular component: endosome; plasma membrane; signaling receptor complex. The coding region runs from base 1178 to 2569 and encodes 463 amino acids. Gene Ontology annotation, molecular function: G protein-coupled receptor activity. The record is from RefSeq and is a predicted model, not a curated record. Lineage: Eukaryota; Metazoa; Chordata; Actinopteri; Syngnathiformes; Syngnathidae. Gene Ontology annotation, biological process: G protein-coupled receptor signaling pathway. The transcript is spliced from 4 exons.
GUCUCGCCAUGUCUGUAUGGGAUGGAACGAGGCAAGCCUUUAAUUAAAAGAUCAACAUGUCUGUCACACAGGAGGAUGGUAACGUAGUGAAGCGGACUUGCACCGUGCACAUUCAUCUUAAAGUUUUCUUUGCUAAAUAUUUCCAUAUAUCACCCAUUUGUUGUCAAAUGACACCAACCUUAAUUCUGCUGUCAUCUUGCUUUGCCCAAAUUCGUACUAAUUUGUGUUUGGACUAGAAAGCUACAACACAGGGUGUCCCACAAGUACAUUUUUAUUUCAGGUAUCGUUCAUAUCAAUGUUAAGACUUCAGAAUUUGAUAGUUUUGGGGUAUGCAGUUUUUCACAUCAUACGAUUCGUCGUAUCGUUGCUAGCCAAGUGACAUUGAAGUUGCAAAAUUGUCACCUGUUUUUCUCUUUCUUCAGUUCUGUGGCAGUUUGAGAAGUUUGAGAAGCUUUUUGGCCAUCGCGCCGCUCUAGCAUGAGGAAACCGGAAUGCCCGCAGGAAACCCACGCAGGCACGGGGAGAACAUGCAAACUCCACACAGGCGGGUUCGGGAUUGAACCCGGGACCUCAGAACUGUAAGGUCAACGCUUUCCAGCUGUACCACCGUGAGGGCAACUCAAAAUAUGUACCCCAGACUUGCGUAAUUCCUGUGAUGAGUUCAGCACGAACCCUUUGGACGCUAGGACCGUGUGGAGAGGCAACGCUGAGGUCCUCCCUGCAACCAUGAGAAGGAGGAGAGGAGGGGGAGAGAGGAGAGUGGGCUGCCUGCCUGCCUGGCGUCUUUGCUCACAUUCCCAUCAGCAUCUUUUGGACGCGACCACGUCCGCGGUCGACCAGGAUGCACAACGCAGAAGAAGGGACGAAGGCGGCUGCGUUCAGCGCCGGCACAUGACGCUACUUGAGUGGGAGAUGCACCACAUUCUCAUCCUUCAACCCAAAACCAGUAGCAGUGUGAGGAAAUAUUCUUAUGCAGGUGUGCUGGCAAAUGUGAGGAUUUUAUCCAUGAAAAGGGUUGUUAAAAAGCUCCCCGACCAUCGGACCAGCCGCCUGACGACUGCGGGGCAACCCCCCGCCUACUUCCCGAGCCUCCGUCGUCCGACCGCACUUCCUGGCUGUGAAGGAUGGGUGAUGGGCCAGUGACGGACCCUGCCUGCCCUCCUCGUCCCAACCUCCGAUGGAGUCAAUGUGGAACUCCUCCCGCCGGCCUCCGGAGCUCCCGUCCAACAUGUCUACCUCCGCUCUGGCUGAGGGCUGGCCUCCGUCCCAGUGGCUAGCCCUGGCGGCCAUGCUGCUCAUGGAUCUGCUCGCCGUGGUGGGCAACGUGGCCGUCAUGGCGGUCAUCGCCAAGGUCCCGCAGCUCCACAAGUUUGCCUUUGUCUUCCACCUGUGCUUGGUGGACCUGCUGGCGGCCUUGGUGCUGAUGCCCCUCGGCAUGAUCUCCGGCCGAGCCUUUUUCGGGGAGGCCCUGUGCCGGAGUUACCUCUUUCUCAGCGUGUUCCUGGUCAGUGCCGCCAUCCUCUCCAUCUCGGUCAUCAACGUGGAGCGCUAUUAUUAUAUCAUACACCCCAUGCGCUACGAGGUGAAGAUGACCGUCGGCCUGGUGGUUUCAGUGCUGGCGGGGAUUUGGGUCAAAGCCUUGGCCAUGUCUGCUUUGCCGCUGCUCGCCUGGAUCCUGCAAGGCACGAGGACUCCUCUUCUGGAGGCUAGCGGGGGAGGCGGGAGCAUCCCAUCUCCUCCCGUACAGGGUCAGAGGCGCUGCUCACUCCACUGGACGGGGGGUGGCUCGAACCGCCUGGCGUUCAUGGUCCUCUUCACGCUGCUUUACUUCCUCUGUCCGCUGCUGGUCAUUUUCGUGGUGUACUGCAACAUGUUCAAAGUGGCCCGGGUAGCCGCCAUGCACCACGGGCCACUCCCCACUUGGACGGACACGCCUCGUCGUCAGAGGUCGGAGUCGCUCAGUAGCCGCUCCACGAUGGUCACCAGCUCUGGGACGGGGACUGGGACCGGAAGGGAGACCCCGGCGCGGGCCUUUGGAGGAGGGAAGGCGGCAGCGGUGUUGGCGGCGGUCGGCGGCCAAUUUCUGUGCUGCUGGCUGCCCUACUUUGCUUUCCAUCUGUAUUCUGCCCUGGCUGCCAGCCCUCCGGCCGCGUUGGCGUCUCUGGAGGAGGCAGUCACCUGGAUCGGUUACUUCUGCUUCACCUCCAACCCCUUCUUCUACGGCUGUCUCAACAGACAGAUCCGGGAGGAGCUGGGCAAACAUCUCCCGUGCCUGUUUCGCCGAGCGGGGCUGGAGGUGGAGGACAGGCUGCCCAGCCGCGAAGGCUCCAUCGAGGAAAAUUUCCUCCAGUUUCUUCAGGGCACCGGCUGCAACUUGGAACCUCAGAACUCGCACAGCACCUCCAGUCCCAAGGGGGAAGCCUGCCGCCCCCUGGCUCAGUCCCAAGCGUCUGAGCCAGUUCAUCCACUACCUGUUGAUUUUCGUAUACCCGGACAGAUCGCUGAGGAGACAUUUGAAUUUAUCGAGACGGAUCAGGUGAAAAACAACCACAUAGAAACAGACCCUUAAAUCUUUUUUUUUUCAGGGGUAAUUGCAUCGAAGACAUCAUGAAAGGUGUUUUAUAACAUGCUGUGACAUUAUUGUCAAAUGAGCGCAAAUAGCAGAUGCAUAGAAUAUUUUGCAUAUUUUUACAAACAUGCAGAUUUUCAGUUUUGAAUGUCACAAAGAGGUUUACCUAGUCUGGUAUUUUGGUUACCUCAAAAUAUUAGCUGUGAGCUGAAUAAUAAUCAUUUAUUUUAUUGGUACGCUGCAGUUUACAGCACUCCAAACUAGCAAAUAGUUAAAUUUAUACCUCGCUGACUGUAUCUGAGCAUUAUCUUUUAAAACAGCAGAAGUUUUGAAACCGUUCUUCAAUUAGAUCGCCUUAAAGUCCCUGUAAAGUGAAACUAUCUUCUCAAGUUGACACAGCACAGAGAAGACUGUUGGUAAAGACUGCAAAAUUUCAGUGAUGAAAAAAAAAUCAAGUAUAUAAAAUGAGACUGCAAAAUCGAGAAAAAUGAAGACCUUCUCACUGCUCUGGAAUCCUUUGGGCGUGUCCACUGGAAGUGGUCAAUUUCAACAAAACCAUGUACUGCUCAACUGUCAAUCAACUACCACUAAAAUUGGAUGCUACAUCCUUUAAUAUCCUUCUACACCCACAGAAAAUUAUAUUCUCGGUGUGAAAAUAUAGCCACUUAUAGCUUUCUGUGUGUGGAAUGUAUCCCUCUUUUCCAUACCAGGACAACGGACCACUCCAAAGCGGACAAGCUAGCAUAAAGCCCUGUCGACCUUCUGGCUGUCAUGUCAGAUUUAUGUUUUUUUUUUCUUUUGCCUCACGCUUCCUGGUUCUCUCUGUGUUGUGCGUGGACUCAUGGCUGACAAUGAGGCGCUCUAAAGCAGCCUCGCCAGCAGGCUAUCCGAAGGGAAGUUGCAUUUUCCGAGUAUUGGCGAAACCAGCUAGCUAACGGGACAUCACAUUAAUGUUGAAAAAACGCUGCUGCAAGUGUGUUUCGCCAGUUCUAAUAUAUAGGGGAGGGGCCAACUCAUACUGGACUCUAAAGUGAGUCAGGUGGGGCCGUUUUAGCCAUGUCCAAAGGAAUCGGGAGAAGUGAAACGGUCAAAAGGAGUUUAUAGCUGUAUCUCCACAGCUGUGUAGGCCAUAGUUCUCAGUCUUUGGACAUUUUCAACAAUUAUCUUCAAAAAUGUUCCGUAUUACUGUAUGUAUUUCGAAAUGGAUUCACUUUACAGGGUCGUCUUUAAAAUUUGCAGUCGUGGCCAGUCGACGUAGUUCUCUAGAUUGUAUUGCACUUUGCCACAUUAGUUUUCCUCAAAAUUUUUGAAAAUGUGUGAAAAUGAACACGUAUUAAAACUAAGACUUAGACAAAGAUUGAACCUUUUCAAAAGUUUAGGCAAUAGGGAAAUUAAUUUUUAAUCGUUGCUAAAUAAUUUUUAAAAAAGGCCGCAUUUUUGCAGGAUUUUCAAAUCCGUCCAAUGAAUGACAAGAAUCUUUGAAAAACGUUUUUCCCUUAUGCCGGUCUCAAAGUAGACAUCAAGCGGAGAUGUUUGCCUUUAAUCAUUAGCGCUCUAAAUUUCCUCAAAUCAGCCCAGCACAGAUUGUGCAACCCACUUCUCAUGAAAUUGCUGCAGUUUGCUGUUUUAUUGUUUGUUUGAUUUCAUUUCGAUCAGUGAGCCGGACUUGUUCUGAACUCAUCUCGCUUGGCGACGUAUUAGAAAUCGAGCCUAUCUCGAUGCACAGCAUUUGAUCAGUAUUGUUACAUUCUUUUCAAUUGUUUCACCUGCUAAUUUAUGUGUGUGGUAGACUCGUAAGUGUGGUUUUGUGUAUAUCGUACCGCUUGACACGACCUUUUUAAUUUUUUUUAUCUGUGGGUGUUCAGUACAUGUUUUGAAUUUGAUUUCAAGGAGCCUGGAAUGUUUUGAACCAGCUGCCGCCUUCUUUGUGAGUCGUGGAGAUUGUCAUCAUGGAGGAGAAAUGUAUUUAGUUUCUUUCUUUUCCCUCAUCAGGUUUUCUGUACAUGAUAAACCUUGAAUUGUGAUAAAGAAAUGAUCGAAAGAGCGGGUGCUUCACUACCAUGGAUACAGGGUUACCAAAAUAUUCUGUGAGAGGUCUCAAAUUAGGAAUGAUGUACAUCGUGUAUUAACAUUCCAAAUUGUGAAUGACGUGGAUUGUUUACAACAGGGAGUUUAUUUUUAAUUUGAUUUUAUAUAUCGUCUUUAAAGUGAAAGAAUAGGCUGCAUGCGUGUAGAAGAUACACAGCUAAAAGUUCAGCGAGAGCUACGGUUGUAAU